AGAGAUUGGAGAUGACAGGAGACUUGCGUCAAUCAUUGAGCAAUCACCUUUUUUUGUUUCAUGAUCUUCGGCUCAUUCUCUCAUGUGUAGUGAUGUUCUGCAGUAUGCGUUUUUAGUUGUGUUCCGUGGUUUGGAGUGAAGAAGACGAAAUGAAUACAAUAACCCAAAGCUGUGUCCUAUUAUUGUGGAUGCAUACGUUGACCUUUGUGAAAUGUCAAGACUGUACACUUGAAGAUUUUCAGAAUGGACCCCUGUACGAUUCAAAUUUUGACACAACGAAUAUGGAAAACAAAUACCAAAGUGGGCAGCAAGUGAGAGUGGGCUGCACUGUUGGGCACAGUGGAUUUUUCAGACUCAUCUGUGCUGAUGGAACAUGGCAGUCUCGUGGUACCAAAUGUCAACCAAAACCGUGUGGUCAUCCUGGUGAAGCCCAGUUUGCAAAUUUCCAUUUGGAGCAAGGCAAUGAUUUCGUCUUUGGCUCACAAGUCAAAUAUACUUGCCACCAAGGUUAUCAAAUGGUCAGUCGGAUUGACUACCGACGCUGCAUGGCAGAAGGGUGGAGUGGUACGAUUCCAGUCUGUGAAGCAAUACAAUGCCCUUUCAUCUUCGUGGAUGACAAUGUUGAUGUGGUCGGAGACCUGGAAGAAGCUAACUUUGGCAACGUGGUUCGUUUUAGUUGCAAGAAUAGUUUUGAAAUCCUAACUGGUUCAACAGAGAUGUUGUGUGAUGAAAAUGGAGAGUGGACUGGUCGUCCUCCAAAAUGUGAAGCGGUGAAAUGCACAGUGCCAUUGAUUGAAAAUGGUUUCGUGCCUGGGAAAGUCAAAGAGUACAAAGAACACGAGAUAUUGUCUUAUCAAUGUAAUCCAAACUACAAGCGAGCUGAGCACAGGCCUUCAUCAUGCGAAAAACUUGGGAUCAGAGCAGAGUGGAGCCCCACGCCUGCAUGUGAAUUGAUAAAAUGUAAAGUAUCACUGCCAGCCAUUAGAGGAACCAGCUACGAACCUGCUUACACGUCCUCAUUUUCACCUGGUGACACAUUAACUGUCACAUGUGGAGAGAGUUACUACAUUUCAACUGUCCAGCAGACCUCAGCAGUGUCAACAUGCAAAGAUGAUGGAAAAUGGACCAUUAGACCAAUAUGUCUUGAGGUUACAUGCAGUAACCAAAGAGACCCAAGUGUAUAUCGAUGGGAUAUCUAUUGGGGGCAGAGAGUAAAAUUGGGUACAUCUGCAAACUUUUACUGUAGGCAAGGAUACAGGAGAACAAAUGGCUUGUCACAGGUCACAUGCACAAGAGAUGGAUGGAUACCAAAUCCACCCUGCCAAGAAAUAACAUGUGACAGUAAGGAUAUCCACAGUGCAACCAUUGCUAAUAAUGGCAAGCAAAUAUACAAAAAUUACGAAACAGCCUACUUUACCUGUAAAGAUUCUCGUGAACAGUUUGCGCUAACUUGCACAGAUAAUGGUUGGCACGGAACAGUAUAUUGCCCAGGACACCAAUGUAAACGACUUGACCUCAGCAAUGCAGAAAUUGUCCGCAAUAACAGGCCCUAUUACGACGAGGGUGACCGUGUCCGAUAUGCAUGUUUGAAUGAUGCUGAUAGACAAUUCAGUGUUACUUGUGAAUUUGGUGGCUGGACUGGAAUUCAGAACUGUUCAGCAUGUCUACAACCUGAUGUGCUUCAUGGCUUUGCUGUUGGUCCAGUACAUGACACACUCUACUACACGUGCAAUGAAGGUUACAAGCUGCCCAGUAAUGGGUGGUGGGGUGAAGCGAAAUGCUUUGAUGGUCUGUGGUCUGGACUGGAACAAUGCAUUGAAACAAAUAAGUGUGGGGAAACACCUUUGAUUGCAAAUGCAAAAAUCAAACACCAUAAGAAUCCAAAUGGACAUGAUGAGAGCCUCCAGAUUAUUUGCAACGAUGGAUACCAAAGCCAGAUUAACUACAUAUUGUGCGUGGGAGGAAAUUGGGAUUUGAAUGGAUUAUCCUCCAACACUAUCUGCACACUCAAUUCUGUGACGUGCAGUCCGCCUUCUAAGAUUGAGAAUGCCCUCAUUACAACUUCAUAUCAGAGAGAAUACAUGUAUGGCUCAAAGGUAACUUUCAAGUGCCGGGAGAACUAUAUGGUGGAAGGAAAAGAUACAAUCACAUGUCAAAAUGGCAAAUGGGACAUGGUGGACAUUAAGUGUAUACCAUACUGCUCUAAGCCCAAAAAUGUGGAAAGACUCAUGACCUUCACUGACAACAAAGAAAAAUACAUUAAUAAUGAGGUCAUUGAGUAUCGCUGUAUUCAACCAAGUGAAAAAACCGAUGGUUCUGCAACAUGUGUAAAUGGCACUUGGAGUCAACCAAUUCAAUGUGGAGCUUGUUUGACGCUCCCAGAUGUUCCUCAUGGCCAUGUCUCACUGACCACAAAGACAGAGUAUGAAGAAGGAGAUGUGAUACAGGUCACUUGUGAAACGGGUUACAUAUCAGGGCUCCCCAUCAGAUAUAAAUGUUCAGGUGACGGCUGGGCGACAGUCAAUCCAGGACAUUGCUUCUUGAAGCCAUGUCCACUUCCCGAAAACACUCCAAAUGGCUACUAUCAAAUUAUCCAGGGUGACGAUUUGGUUUUCGGGGCAACUAUAAAAUACUUUUGCAAUGUGGGCUAUCAAAUGAUAAGUCAAACUGAUACCAGGACGUGUUUGCUGGACAAAUGGACCAACCAUGUGCCAAUCUGUGAACCUAUGACAUGUGAGACACCACCUGCAGUGGGAGGGAUCACAAUUACAGGUUUACCACAAAAUGAAGAGGGCAUCCUUCCCGACCGCUUCCUAAAAUUCAGCUGUGAUGUUCCCGGGAAGCAACUGCAUGGCAGCUCAUUGCUCAUAUGCGGUCAAGAUGGACUUUGGGAUAAACCAUUCCCUUCAUGUGAAGACAUUGCUUGUAAAGUUGGAGAGAUACACCCUCGUCUCGAUGUAGAUGAACUGCCACCAGGCAAUCAAACAAUACGAAUUGGACACAAAUUAAGGUUUCGCUGCAGUAAUGGAUAUGCUUUGGAUGGUUCCGAAGAAAGCGAAUGCCUACCGACCGGAGAGUGGGAGAACCCCUUCCCGACUUGCACGGAACCAUGCCAAGUCAGAGACAUACCUGCUGGUGUACACUUGAGCACAAAACUACACAACACACAAGUACAACAAGGCCAAAAGUUGAAGUUUUCUUGCCGCUUGCGUGGACAUAUGAUUCGAGGGAAGGCAGAGGUUGAAUGUCUACCGAAUGGGCAAUGGAGCGAUCCUUUCCCAACAUGUGGAGCUCCUUUGGAAUGUGAGCGUCCACCUUAUCUUGCUGGUGGGGACACCAAGUAUUCCACCAAAUACACUUACAGACAUGACGAAAAGGUUGAGUAUAUUUGCCAGAAUUACUACGUAAUGGAAGGGCAACCUUACAAGACCUGCAAGAAUGGUCAGUGGAUUGGAGAGAUGAAAUGCCUCAAGCCCUGCACUGUGAAUAGAGAACUAAUGAGCACGCACAACAUUUUAUUCAGAUACACGCGUGAUGAUAAGUUGUACUCGGCUCAUGAUGAUGAAAUCGAGUUCAGGUGCGCCCAAAGAACAAGACAUGAUGGCGCACUCAGUAUGCGGCAGAAGUGCAUUGAUGGAGUAAUGGAACUGCCCACAUGCCAAUAGCCGUUUUUUUGUGUGUGGUAGUGGUGUGUUGAUGUAUGGGUUGCGGGGGGGAGAUAAAGGUCACAAACUUAAGUCAAUAAACAACACCGUAUGCAGUA
Corythoichthys intestinalis (scribbled pipefish) is the source of this 3763-nucleotide messenger RNA. RefSeq names its product complement factor H-like. Gene Ontology annotation, molecular function: complement component C3b binding. Lineage: Eukaryota; Metazoa; Chordata; Actinopteri; Syngnathiformes; Syngnathidae. The transcript has 22 exons. Bases 150 to 3665 code for a protein of 1171 amino acids. Gene Ontology annotation, biological process: complement activation. The record is from RefSeq and is a predicted model, not a curated record.